Messenger RNA from Danio rerio (zebrafish), 2457 nucleotides. RefSeq names its product nibrin (gene nbn). Lineage: Eukaryota; Metazoa; Chordata; Actinopteri; Cypriniformes; Danionidae. The record is from RefSeq and is marked provisional. Gene Ontology annotation, biological process: double-strand break repair; DNA repair; telomere maintenance. Gene Ontology annotation, cellular component: chromosome, telomeric region; Mre11 complex; nucleus.
AUGUGGAAACUGCAGCCAACCGAAUCUGGAGGGGAAAGUGUCAUUCUGCUGGCUGGACAGGAGUAUGUGGUUGGCCGUAAGAAUUGUGAGAUCCUGCUGACCAAUGAUCAGUCCAUCAGCCGUGUUCAUGCUGUCCUCACUGUCACUGAGCAGGCAGUCACUCUGAAGGACAGCUCUAAAUAUGGAACUUUUGUCAAUGGUGAGAAGCUUGAGUCUGGCUCCACAAAGACCUUGCAGACGGGAUACAAAAUCACAUUUGGAGUCUUCCAGAGCAAAUUCAGUCUGGAGAAAGAGUGUAUUGUGGUUUGCUCCUCGUGUGUGGAUAAUGAAGGGAAAGUCACCCUGUCUCAAGAUAUUCGCUCUGUUGGAGGACGACUUGUCAGUUCCUGGACCUCUGACUGCACACAUCUAGUCAUGCCCACUGUAAAAGUCACCAUAAAGACGAUCUGUGCGUUGCUGUGCUGUCGACCCAUAGUAAAACCUGCGUUCUUCAGUGCGCUUAGCAAAGCUGUGCAGCAGAAACUGCCACUGCCUAAAGCUGAGAGAUUUAGGCCUCAAAUUGAUGAGCCCAGCCUGGCUAGAGAUGAUGUGGAUCUGAGUGCACGACCUGAGAGAAAGAGCCUCUUCAAGGGGAAAACAUUCCUGUUUUUGAGCUCUAAACAGAUGAAGCGUUUGAGUGUGGCAGUGAGUUGUGGUGGUGGUGUGAGUCAGCUGCUGGACGAGGGCGCUCUGCCUGUCUCACUCCUGGAGUCCAGCAGCACAUGUGUGCUCGACAUGAUCUCAGGAAACUCACAGCCUGUGAUUUCUCCAGCCUCCAAGAAGUGGUUGGAUUCUGUGGGCCAAAUUCUGCACAGAAAAGGUUUGCGCUUUAUCACUGAAUCUGAGGUUGGAUUGGCUGCCAUUCAUGUCAGUAAUCAGACAUACUGCAAUCCCUGCUCUUCUUUGCAAUCAGAAUCAGUGAAAACGAAUCCAGUCUUUGCCUCAGCAACACUUUCUCAGAGCACGGCUGUGGAUGAGACUGCGCUCGCGGCUCCUUCCCAGAAUAUCACAGCCUAUGUCGUCAACACUGAAAUCUCACAGGACCAAAGCAGGAUGGUUACAAGUGGGAUCAGUGCAGUUGGAGAGACCCCAGAGAAAACCAAUCCCACACAGAAAGCCUCAACAACCAAUAAACCCUUAUCCCUUGGUCAGGAACCUUCCUCUACCCGCAUCGUCCAAGAAACAGUGAUGUCCUCUGAGAGCUUCAGUGUGGUUGAAUCUGAACAGAAGAUGAAGAAAGGGUCUGUUGUCUCAGCCAGGGGAAGAGUUGAAGGUCCUGUAAAACAGAAAGCGCCUUCCAGUGGCAACACCACAUUAAAACAUUCUCCCCAGAAACAGACAGCCCUCACCAGCUUCUUCCAGCCUUCCAGCAAGAAAAGGCCGCGUGAAAGCAGUGCCAGUUCUGUCCAGCCAGAGCCCAAAUUCUUCAAGAAAGACAUCAAAGAUAAUGAAGAUGACAUCCAGCAAAGUUUUUCUGUCAAUAGAUCUCACAAAACCUCAUCAGAGGAGACCAGUCUAGGUCAGGCUUGUGGAACUGGUCAAAACUCUAGCAGCAAGAAAAGAAAGGAACCUGAGCAGGACACCCUAUUAGGCGCAGAAGAACCAACAGCUGCUGAUGAUUUAGAAAUGUCACUUGAAGAGCUUGAAUUCUUAAUGUCCGACGAGAUGGAUGAGCCUCCGCAGACUGCAGCUAAUAAAAAACAACGUCUUGAGUCAGGACUGACUAGCAAAAUCAAUAGCGAACAAUUAUCAAAUCAGCAAGAGGUCACUGAGUCUAAAGGCAGGAAAGGGGAGAAGAAUCAGCAAAGCAGUUCCAGCAAUAUUCAGAGCAUGCAGUUGGACAGAGCAGGACCAGCUGUAACAAAUCAGGACACACAAACACAGUCAAAGAGGUCACCUCCAGAUCUGGAAGCACAUAGUUCUGCAAACAAGGGGCCCUCAAAAAACAAAACACCCGAGCUUGAAGAGGUCAAAAAGGAGGAAGUGUCCUUUGUUGUGAAUUCAAGGCCCCAAAAUGGCAUUUCCCAGACCUCUGAGGCUGUUCUCAAACAGGAAAUGCAGGCCUCAACCUCCAAUUCCGGACCUAAGAAUGACCCCGAUCUGCCCAGGAAGCUACUGCAGGUUCAGUUUAUGUCUCUAACAGUGAACAACUCUUCCAGAUCAAGACCAGGCCCAUUACAGACACACAAUCCAAAUGACAAGAACGUCAAAAGAUUUCGCAAGAAAAAUGUCCCUGGAUUUGAUGGGCUGCCUAAGAUAAUUGGAGGCUCGGAUCUGGUGGCUCAUAAUCGCAGUAAGCACUCUGAACUAGAGGAAUGGCUGAGACAGGCAGCAGAGGAGGAGAAGCUGAACGAACGAGAGGAGACUUUGGGAGACGAUUUGUUCAGGUACAACCCUAGGCCUGCAAAGAAACGAUAG